AUGGUCCUUCUGCUGAUCCUGUCAGUCCUGCUGUUGAAAGAAGAUGUCCGUGGGAGCGCCCAGUCCAGUGAGAGGAGAGUGGUGGCUCACAUGCCAGGCGACAUCAUCAUUGGGGCUCUCUUCUCCGUCCACCACCAGCCCACCGUGGACAAAGUGCAUGAGAGGAAGUGCGGGGCUGUGCGUGAGCAGUAUGGCAUCCAGAGAGUGGAGGCCAUGCUGCACACCCUGGAGAGGAUCAACAACGACCCCACACUCUUACCCAACAUCACACUCGGCUGUGAGAUAAGGGAUUCCUGCUGGCACUCAGCCGUGGCCCUGGAGCAGAGCAUCGAGUUCAUUAGGGACUCUCUCAUUUCUUCGGAAGAGGAGGAGGGCUUGGUACGCUGUGUGGAUGGCUCUUCGUCCUUUCGCUCCAAGAAGCCCAUAGUAGGGGUCAUCGGGCCUGGCUCCAGCUCAGUGGCCAUUCAAGUCCAGAACUUGCUCCAACUGUUCAACAUACCUCAGAUCGCUUACUCGGCCACCAGCAUGGAUCUGAGUGACAAAACUCUAUUCAAGUACUUCAUGAGGGUUGUGCCUUCCGAUGCCCAGCAGGCUCGAGCCAUGGUGGACAUAGUGAAGAGAUACAACUGGACUUACGUGUCGGCCGUACACACAGAAGGCAACUAUGGAGAGAGUGGAAUGGAGGCAUUCAAAGACAUGUCAGCCAAAGAAGGUAUCUGCAUCGCCCACUCCUACAAAAUCUACAGCAAUGCAGGGGAGCAGAGCUUUGACAAGCUGCUGAAGAAGCUCACCAGUCACUUGCCUAAGGCUCGGGUGGUAGCCUGCUUCUGUGAGGGCAUGACAGUGAGAGGUCUGCUGAUGGCCAUGAGGCGCCUGGGUCUAGCGGGAGAAUUUCUGCUUCUCGGCAGUGAUGGCUGGGCUGACAGGUAUGACGUGACAGAUGGGUAUCAGCGAGAAGCUGUUGGUGGAAUCACAAUCAAGCUCCAGUCUCCUGAUGUCAAGUGGUUUGAUGACUAUUACCUGAAACUCCGGCCAGAAACAAACCUUCGAAACCCUUGGUUUCAAGAAUUCUGGCAGCAUCGUUUUCAGUGCCGUCUGGAAGGGUUUGCACAGGAGAACAGCAAAUAUAACAAGACUUGCAAUAGUUCCCUGACUCUCAGAACACAUCAUGUUCAAGACUCUAAAAUGGGGUUUGUGAUCAAUGCAAUCUACUCCAUGGCCUAUGGCCUCCACAACAUGCAGAUGUCCCUGUGCCCUGGCUACGCGGGACUCUGUGAUGCAAUGAAACCAAUUGAUGGGCGGAAACUUUUGGACUCCUUAAUGAAAACCAAUUUCACUGGAGUUUCUGGAGACAUGAUCCUAUUUGAUGAGAAUGGAGACUCUCCAGGAAGGUAUGAAAUAAUGAAUUUCAAGGAAAUGGGAAAAGAUUAUUUUGAUUACAUCAAUGUUGGAAGUUGGGACAAUGGAGAAUUAAAAAUGGAUGACGAUGAAGUAUGGUCCAAAAAGAAUCACAUCAUCAGAUCUGUGUGCAGUGAACCAUGUGAGAAAGGCCAGAUAAAGGUGAUCCGGAAGGGAGAAGUCAGCUGUUGUUGGACGUGCACUCCUUGUAAGGAGAACGAGUAUGUCUUUGAUGAGUACACCUGCAAAGCUUGCCAGCUGGGGUCCUGGCCCACAGAUGAUCUGACAGGUUGUGAUUUGAUCCCGGUGCAGUACCUUCGCUGGGGAGACCCUGAGCCCAUUGCAGCCGUGGUGUUUGCCUGCCUUGGCCUGCUUGCCACUCUGUUUGUUACUGUCAUCUUCAUCAUUUACCGUGACACUCCAGUAGUCAAGUCCUCCAGCAGGGAGCUCUGCUACAUUAUUCUUGCUGGCAUCUGCCUUGGCUAUUUAUGUACCUUUUGCCUCAUCGCAAAGCCCAAACAGAUUUAUUGCUAUCUUCAGAGAAUUGGCAUUGGUCUCUCUCCAGCCAUGAGCUACUCGGCCCUGGUAACCAAGACCAACCGUAUUGCCAGAAUCCUAGCUGGCAGCAAGAAGAAGAUCUGUACAAAAAAGCCUAGAUUCAUGAGUGCCUGUGCCCAGUUAGUGAUUGCUUUCAUCCUCAUAUGUAUCCAGUUGGGCAUUAUUGUGGCUCUUUUCAUCAUGGAGCCUCCUGAUAUCAUGCACGACUACCCAAGCAUUAGGGAAGUCUACCUGAUUUGUAACACUACCAACCUAGGUGUUGUCACUCCUCUCGGAUACAAUGGGUUACUGAUUUUGAGCUGCACUUUCUAUGCGUUCAAGACAAGAAAUGUUCCAGCCAACUUCAACGAGGCCAAGUACAUCGCCUUCACGAUGUACACUACCUGCAUCAUAUGGCUGGCCUUCGUGCCGAUCUACUUCGGCAGCAACUACAAAAUCAUUACCAUGUGCUUCUCCGUCAGCCUGAGUGCCACAGUGGCGCUCGGCUGCAUGUUUGUGCCAAAGGUGUACAUCAUCCUUGCCAAACCGGAGAGAAAUGUGCGCAGCGCCUUCACCACGUCCACUGUGGUGCGCAUGCACGUGGGAGACGGCAAAUCUUCUUCUGCAGCCAGCAGGUCCAGCAGCCUCGUCAACCUGUGGAAGAGGAGGGGCUCCUCUGGGGAAACCCUAAGCUCCAAUGGAAAGUCGGUUACCUGGGCGCAGAAUGAGAAGAGCAGCCGCGGCCAGCACCUGUGGCAGCGGCUGUCGGUGCACAUCAACAAGAAGGAGAAUCCCAACCAGACGGCCGUGAUCAAGCCCUUCCCGAAGCCCACGGCGCGCGGGGGCCCAGCGCAGGGCUCGCUCAUGGAGCAGAUCAGCAGCGUGGUGACGCGCUUCACCGCCAACAUCAGCGAGCUCAACUCCAUGAUGCUGGCCCCCGCGGCAGGCCCGGGCCCCGGCGCCCCGCUUUGCUCGUCCUACCUGAUCCCCAAGGAAAUCCAGCUGCCCACGACAGUGACGACCUUCGCCGAGAUCCAGCCGCUCCCAGCCAUCGAGGUCACCGGCGGCGCGCAGCCCGGGGCGGGGCCCUCGCCUGGGGGGACCGCGCCCCAAGACGCCCCGGAGGCCGCCGGGGCCGAGGCCGCGCCCUGCAAGCCCGACCUGGAAGAGCUGGUGGCCCUCACGCCGCCCUCCCCAUUCCGAGACUCGGUGGACUCGGGAAGCACCACCCCCAACUCGCCGGUGUCCGAGUCGGCCCUGUGCAUCCCGUCCUCUCCCAAAUAUGACGCUCUCAUCAUCCGCGAUUACACUCAGAGCUCCUCGUCCUUGUGA
This is a messenger RNA of Dipodomys ordii (Ord's kangaroo rat), 3267 nucleotides long. RefSeq names its product glutamate receptor, metabotropic 5 (gene Grm5). The transcript is spliced from 9 exons. Gene Ontology annotation, biological process: trans-synaptic signaling by endocannabinoid, modulating synaptic transmission; regulation of synaptic transmission, glutamatergic; G protein-coupled glutamate receptor signaling pathway. The coding region runs from base 1 to 3267 and encodes 1088 amino acids. NCBI's taxonomy places the organism in Eukaryota, Metazoa, Chordata, Mammalia, Rodentia, Heteromyidae. The record is from RefSeq and is a predicted model, not a curated record. Gene Ontology annotation, cellular component: postsynaptic density membrane. Gene Ontology annotation, molecular function: G protein-coupled receptor activity involved in regulation of postsynaptic membrane potential; adenylate cyclase inhibiting G protein-coupled glutamate receptor activity.